Molecule: messenger RNA, 1614 nt
Organism: Juglans microcarpa x Juglans regia
Lineage: Eukaryota; Viridiplantae; Streptophyta; Magnoliopsida; Fagales; Juglandaceae
Exons: 3
Coding region: 1-1614 (537 amino acids)
Source: RefSeq, a predicted model, not a curated record
AUGUCAAACACAGACUCAAAUAUGCAAACCAAUCCCACCACCAACCCUCAUCACCCGGCCAGUCCUUAUUUCAUCCAACCAGGCGAAGGAGCUUCCUCUCCUCUUGUUCCCGAUCUCCUCAACACUGAAAACUAUGUUACUUGGGCCAGAACCAUGCGGCGAGCUCUAAACAUCAAAAACAAACUUGGAUUCAUCGACGGCACAAUUGUCAAGCCUACAAGCAACUCUGAUCCCCUCUAUGCCCCAUGGGAACGAUACACAGCUACACACGUUUGGAAUGACCUCCGUGAGAGGUUCUCCAUCCAAAAUGCUCCACGCAUCUUCCAACUAUCCAAAUCCAUCUCUUCUCUCACACAGGAGGAUGAUUUUGUAAGCCAGUAUUACAACAAACUCAAGUGUUUUUGGGAUGAAUUGGAAAUCUAUGAGCCCAUGCCAAUAUGUACGUGCGGUUCUGUGAAGACGCUACUGGAAUACACACACAAGAACAAAGUCAUGCAGUUUCUCAUGGGUCUCAACGACUCAUUUGAUUCAAUCCGAGCUCAAAUACUACUCCACGAUCCACUUCCCACAUUAAAUCGAGUUCUCUCAAUUGUUCAACAGGAGGAACGACGUCGGCAGCUUCACUCCCCCUCAACACCACUUGCUAUGGUUACUAGAGGACCAGACCAUCGCACCACAACGUCGUCUCGCAAGGAUCGACUAUUUUGUUCCUAUUGUAACAUUCCUGGACAUUCUUUGGAACGUUGUUUCAAAGCCAACCCCAAUCUCCCCGUGUGCUCCCACUGCCGCAUACCAGGGCAUAUCAAAGAGAAAUGUUACAAAUUCAAUGGCUUUCCUCCUGGCCAUAAAAAUAACUCUAAAUCUAAAUCCUAUGCUAAUCAGUCUACUCUUGAACAGGAGCAAAUCAACAAUGGACCGCUUAUCACUCAGGAGCAGUAUAGCCAACUACUUGCUUUGCUUCACCCUCAUCCAACUCCUAUCAUUGCCCCUGCAGCCAAUAUUGCUAGCACCUCUAAUCUUCCCAUGUCUGGUAACUCAUACUGCAACUCAGCUCACUCACAGCACACGGUCACAACCAUCGACACCCCUUGGAUCAUUGAUACAGGAGCCACAGAUCACAUGAUCUGUAGCUCCGCUCUUUUUUCUCACAAUAUUACUCCUAUUUCACACACUGUCAAACUUCCAAAUGGAUCCACAACACAAGCUACACAUAUUGGUGAUGUUCGGCUUAAUGCAUGUUUGAUUCUUAGAAAUGACCUUUCAUCUUGGACGACGAUUGGACUAGGGACGGUGACUAAUGGCUUAUACCACCUGCAGAUUUCAAGACCACACCUGACAGCUUUAUCUUCCUUUUUUAAUGCUUUUCCUUCUAGCUCUGUGAACAAUUCCAAUGCUUACAAAUUUGAUGAUUUUACUUUGUGGCACUACCGAUUUGGACAUAGUUCCAUGACCAAACAUAUUUUGAAAGAUAUUCUCAAAGACAGUUCUAAAGCUACGGCAUCUUCUCAAAAUCCUUGUGAUAUCUGUCCCAUUGCAAAACUACAUCGAUUGCCAUUUCCUACAUCUGAACUUACGGCUAACAAACCAUAUGAUUUAAUAUCAGUAGACAUCUAG